AUGUCCGAUACAACUGAUAAUAAAAAGGGACAGGGAACUAUAUUUGAGGUGAACCCUAAAAAGGCUUAUAAUACAAACGAUGAAGUCGCCAGUACCAGCUACGAUAGCAGUAGUGGCUCUAUAAGUGAGACGGAGGAGAGCAAAGGUGGGUUUAAAGGAUGGUUUCAUAACUUCAUAGAUGGCUUUAAAAGGUACGAUGUUGGAGAGAUAGAUCCGAAUUUAACUGAUAUUGAAAGAACUGCUGUUAUAGCUGCCAAAGCACCCCUUAAACGUAAGUUGAAAUCUAUCCAUAUUCAAAUGAUUGCUAUUGGAGGUGCCAUUGGAACUGGUUUAUUCGUCGGUAGCGGUACUGCUUUGGCCACUGGUGGACCGGCAUCAUUAAUUAUAUGUUAUUCUCUAACGGGUGCAAUGAUUUUCUGUACUGUUCAAGCGCUAGGUGAACUAUCCGUUGCAUAUCCUGUUGCUGGAUCCUUUCUUUCGCUUUGCAACCGGUUUAUAUCCCCCGGAUGGGGAUUUAUGAUCUCCUGGAAUUAUGCUAUGCAAUGGCUUAUUGUCAUGCCUUUGGAAUUAGUUGCUGCGUCGUUGACAAUUCAAUUCUGGAAUAGCUCUGUGAAUCCAGGGGCCUGGGUGGCAAUUUUCUAUUGUACAAUAGUCAUUAUUAACCUUUUCGGGUCGUUAGGAUAUGCAAAUGUUGAAAGUGUUCUCUCAAUGAUAAAGAUUGUUGCUAUUGUAGGCUUCUGCAUUUUAGGCGUCGUUUUAAAUUGUGGAGGCGGUCCUAACGGUAAAUACAUUGGAGGUAUGUAUUUCCACAAUCCCGGUGCAUUCAAUCACGGCUUCAAAGGCUUGUGUUCAGUGUUCGUUACAGCAGCUUUUUCAUUUGAAGGCACAGAGCUUGUUGGUUUAGCCUCGGCAGAAACCCAAAACCCCGAGAAAGUUUUACCUUCCGCUACAAAACAGGUUGUUUGGAGAGUCGUCCUAUUCUAUCUGGUUUCGUUGACUCUUGUUGGACUCCUCGUUCCCUACAACGACUCAAGACUUCUUCAGUCCUCGUCUGUUGAUGUAACUGCUUCUCCUUUUGUGAUUUCUAUUGAAAAUGCAGGCAUUAAAGUGCUUCCCUCCAUAUUUAAUGGUGUUAUUUUAAUUUCCGUGAUUUCUGUUGCCAACUCCGCCGUCUUUGGAUGCUCCCGUACCAUUGCAUCUCUCGCUGAUCAGUCAUUUGCUCCCAAAUGGUUUGGCUACAUCGAUCGUACAGGCAGGCCCCUCGCAGGUGUGGGACUUGCCCUUUUGUUUGGUCUACUUUGCUUCCUUUCUGCUACACCUAAAGAGGCUGAAGUGUUUUCAUGGUUGAUGGCCCUAUCUGGUCUUUCGUCAAUCUGUACCUGGGGUACCAUCUGCCUUUGCCAUAUUAGAUUCCGUAAUGCCAUGAAGGUGCAGGGUAGAACUACAGAUGAAUUAAGUUUCACCGCCAUUAGCGGUGUUAUUGGCUCUUGGUUUGGCCUCAUCUUGAAUUGCCUUGUCUUGGUGGUGGAGUUUUGGAUCUCCCUUUUCCCAAUUGGUAGUAAGCCAAAUGCUAAAGCUUUCUUCCAGAGUUAUUUGAACGUUGUGGUUAACAUUGGCCUAUUUAUAAUUUAUCUUUUAUGGAAAAGACGCAAAUCUAUUGUGUGGAUUCACGGUAAGGAUGUCGACCUUGUUACAGGAAGGAAGAAGGUUGAUGUGGAUCUCGUCAGACAAGAGAAGGCCGAAAUGAAAGCUUACAUUCGUUCUAGGCCAUGGUGGUAUAGAACUUACAAGUUUUGGUGUUGA
Brettanomyces nanus is the source of this 1803-nucleotide messenger RNA. RefSeq lists its product as uncharacterized. NCBI's taxonomy places the organism in Eukaryota, Fungi, Ascomycota, Pichiomycetes, Pichiales, Pichiaceae. The record is from RefSeq and is a predicted model, not a curated record. Gene Ontology annotation, molecular function: amino acid transmembrane transporter activity. Gene Ontology annotation, cellular component: membrane. The coding region runs from base 1 to 1803 and encodes 600 amino acids. Gene Ontology annotation, biological process: amino acid transmembrane transport. The transcript has a single exon.